UCGCUCAUAAGAAAUGCAUGGGGCUAUCUCCGCAAUGUUCUAUUCUUAACGUGAAAUGCACAUUAGACACCGUUAAACCUAUGGGACUUACCGGACAUCUUUUGUAGAGAUGUAGUAUGAGCUAUGCAGCUUGCGCCGCUUACGGCUUACGGUUACGUUACGGUAGACUUUAUUUGUCAUUUGUCACGGUACGCAUGACGCUUGACGCAUGUAACAAGGAAGUCAGACCGUCAGGCGUCAGUCAGACAUCAGUUUAAAAUUCAAAUGUAACAGGUUAUGUCAACGGUUGCUUUUUGUUGUGCUUUUUGUAUUUAUGAAAAAAAUAAAGUUUUGUUAGAAUAAUGAACGACACAGUUGAAUUCCUUAGUUCUAUGUCACCUAAAAUACGAAAUAAAUUAAAACCAGGUGAACACCGAUUUAGAAGAAUUCACGGUGUUUCAAUUUUGGCUUUAAAGACAAAUAUUCGUCGAAGUUCUUUGAACGAAAAAUCAAAUCUUACAAUGAAAAACGAAAAUUUGAAUAUAAUAGAAUGUAGAAUCAGUUCAGAAUCCUCUGAAGAAACUGAAAAUGCAGCAUUUAGUGACACAGGUUCCACACAGGAGGAGCCAGUGAAAAAUCCCUCUAAAUCAUCCAGCAAUGAUGACGACUCUAUUAUAGUAAUUUCUGAUAAUGCUUCAGAAUCUUCAUCUGAUGGAGGAUUAAAAGACAAUCUCAAAUGUUUGAAUUUGAGGGAUAUUAAGACUGAAGGUGACUGUGAGCUGCCCCAAGAAAAAGUACAAGCCAUAGCGAACUGGCUUGAACAAAUAAAUAUAAGAAACAAUAAAAGUAGCUCUACCAUAUAUACUGAACUGUCAACUAUAAAUGGUAGUAACUCAAGUACAUCUUGUAUGAAUUUUAUUGCUAAAACAGAAUGCCAUGCAAUCAAUUCUACAUUCUCGCAGGGACAUAAUAAAAAGUUUGAUGAGAUGUUUGCAAACAAGAAUAAUUAUAAAGUAAAGGUUGACGAAACUGCAAGCGUUAUAUCAGAUGAUGUCGUAAAUGAUUCAUUGAAGAAUGUAGUCAUAGAGGAUUCAUUUGAAAUAGUCAAUGUUAGUUUAAGAAGUCGUUUGAAGACAGAAAAAGAGUGUGGAUUGAAGAAUGAACCAAAUAAUGAAGAAAAAGUGGAAAAUGAAUCUACGAAAGAAGAAAAUAAAGACAUCCAGAACCAAGUGGUCGAACAUGAUUUUGUAGUAAUAAAUAAUGACCUACGCAAUGAAGACUCUGUUGAUUUAUCACGUAAACCAGGUAGUCCAUUCGCACAUGAAGACAAUGCUGCGAAAAUACUGGACGAACUCUAUGGAACGUCAUGGAGGGUCAACAAAGAUUUGGUUUUAUCUAAAACGGAACCAAGAAAAAAAAUUAAAAAACCCAGUCUCAAAGCUGCAGUUGUAGCUUCAGAGAGCAAACCUAAGACAUCCCUUUUCUACAAAAACCCAUACUUGGAUUCGGAAAAAUCGAAAACACAGAAUCUUCUCAGCACUCUAAGUCAGUCGAGGAUGAAAGAAACGGCAAAGUCUUCCUGGCUCAACCGUUUUAGGGUAUUAUGCGAUUCUGACACAAACUCAGAAAAUUCCCCCGCUCCACUCCGUCCAACACAUCUCGAAUUUGACGACUCAAGCGACGAAGAAACUUCAAAAUACUUCAAAAAUAACGCAAAAUCGAGAAAAAGUUUGUCAGAUAAAGAAAAUAGAGCUGGAGGAAACAAUAAGCAGAAAACCGAUAGUUCUAGCAAUUCCGACGACAAUGCACGGACAAUCAAAGCAAAAGUUUUGAAAAAUAAUACGGAGAAAUCUCAAAGCAGUAGUGGGACCAGUUCUUUUGAAAAAAUUCAAUUUGUGACAACGAGAAAAGCUGUUAACAAUAUUACAAGUAAAGAAAUUAGAGGUAAUGUCAAUUUUACAUUAAAUAUCAUAAGUUCAGACGAAGAUUUAACUGAAAGCAUAGAACCAAAAAUGGGCGGUAAAGUGAAACCAACAGUGAGAAAAAAACAACAAAUCAGCAGUAGCAGUAAUAUUACUAGUGACAACAGUGAUAUAGUAAAAACGAAACCAGUGGUGCGAAGAAAACAACAAAUCAACAGUAGCAGUAGUAGUACUAGUGACGAUAUUGAUAAAGUAAAAACGAAGACUGAUAAGAAGACUAGUAAAAAAGUAUCACCAAAUAUAGAAACAAGUAGUAGCAGUAGUACUAGUGAGGGCAUUGAUAAAGUAAAAACGAAGACUGAUAACAAGACUAGGAAAAAGGCAACACCAAAUGUAGGAGAAAGUAGUAGCAGUAUCUCCAGUGACGAAGAAUGGAACAUGGAAGUUAGCAAAAUACAAAGAAAAGUUAAGACUAAAGACGAAUCUUACAGCUUUUUGGCUUCGCUAUCAGCCAGUGUACCCAUCUUAAAAUGCGACAUGUCCGCUCGCAUGUUCAGAAACAAUUUCAAAGCCUACAAGGAACAACUGGUAAAAAAGCUAUUCCAGCUGUUCAACGACAAAAUAUUUGACAACCUACUUCCUCAAGACAUGCAAAUAGAAUGGAACGACAGGAUGAGGAGCUCGGCGGGAUUUUGUUACUGUAAGAAGAUUACCAGGAGAACGGGAGCUAUCGAGAGAUCAGCCAGAAUAGCUUUGUCUACGAAGGUUUUGGAUACGGCGGAUAGAUUGAGGGAUACUUUGAUCCACGAGAUGUGCCAUGCUGCUACAUGGAUUGUGAAUUGUGUUUCAGAUGGACACGGAGAUUACUGGAAGUCUUGGGCUUUCAAAGCAAUGAAAACGUUUCCGGAAUUGCCAAAUAUUAAAAGAUGCCACAAUUAUGUCAUAAGUACUAAAUAUACCUAUAAAUGUACAACAUGCGGUUACAGCAUCGGACGACACUCCAAAUCCUUGGACAUCGAAAGGAAGCGAUGCGGCUACUGCUACGGGAAAUUCGAAAUCCUAAUUAACAAAACGAACAAGAAAGGUGAAACCAAAUCGGUAGCUGCUACCCCCAAGAAGGAAGCUACUGGGUUUGCGUUGUUCGUCAAGGAAAAUUAUGGAAUUUUCAAAACCCCCGAUAGAAAGCAUGGAGACGUUAUGAAGAUACUGGGCCAAAAGUUUCAAAUGAUGAAAAUCGACAUCAAACCAUAAGUCGAUUGCUUGAACAUUAUUUUAAGGGUUACUUUUCAAAUCUUGUUUUUUGAAACAGUCGUGUCUUCCAACUAGUCAUUAAUUCCUUGAAUUUUAUCCUAAUUAGAAAAGUCUUCUGUUUCCGGUUUAUUCGUGUAACUGUCUUUCGCUUUCCGAUAUCAAUUAACCAGUUCAGUUAUCGGAUCCAACGUUGAACGUUAUUUCAGAAAGAAAUUCAACGCCGUACAUUUUAUACUAAGUUAUAUCUUAAAUAUUCGUUUUUUUAUAUUAUUAUAAUUUUAUUCGUUUAUACAUCAAUAAAAUAAAGAAACUGUUUUCUCGUAAUUUCGAAACUUGAGAUUCGAUUCGGUUAAUCCGAGUCAUUGAAUUACUGAUAUCGGAUCAACAUAGGGAACCGUUUAUAUCAACUCUAUCUUUUUUCUUUUACCAAACCCCCUUGACUUAGUUUUUUCCGCAAAUACCAAUGACUUCUCACAAAUGCUUGUUUUGUUGAUGUAACAAAAAUAAUUUGGUGAGUACAAAUCUGUUGUGUUGAAAUAUGUGGAAAAUAUUUAAUAUAGAGAUGGUAAACGGUGGUUAAUUUGGAGAUUAGAAUGGUUGGAUCUAAGUCAUUACGAAGAUUCGUUCUGUGAGUCAGAUUACUGAAUCGAAAGGUGUUCUGUUCUGUUGAAAUAUGUGGAAAAUAUUUAAUAUAGAGAUGGUAAACAGUGGUUAAUUUGGAGAUUCGAAUUGUUGGAUCUAAAUCAUUAUGAAGAUUCGUUCUGUGAGUAAGAUUACUGAAUCGUAAAGUUGCAUGUGAGAGCUGUUCUAUUACAAUGUUUUGAAGGUAUUUAUACGUAGAAACUUGGGUUCCUGUAAAGAUUUGGUUACUAAGUGAGCCACAUUACUGAACCUAUGGUUGCAAUGGACAUUGCAGAGUAUGUACAAUCCAACGGUUCUUUUAUACCGCGUGCAUCGUGCUAUGUAAUUCGAUAAUCAGUAAUAUGGUUUAUUAAAGAGAAUUGAAGAAACCCACUCCCUAAAUAUCACGAAAUGGGAUCAACCUAGAAAACCGUGUAACUUAACUCUAACCUUUCUCUUGUACCAUAUCAACUGACUUGGUUUUCAUGAGUUUUUCCCGCAAAUGAAACUUGCCACAAAGAAUUGUUUUGUUGACAAAACAAUUAUUUAGGAGCGAGUUAAAUAUGAACCGACCGUUACUUAGUUACAAUUUUGUCUUCUUGACGUUCAUUGUUAAACUGUAUUUUUUUCCAUACUCCGGUAUUCUAGUAGCCAUCCUGAAUAUCUUCGAUAUUUUCGGCUAAGAUGUGCGGAUGAUCAUCCGCACUUAUAAUGUUGUUAAUGUUAAGUCCAUUUACCGUUAAUCCAGUUGUUUUACUCUCAAGCGCUGAUUUUUUUAAUAUGUUAUAGCCUUAUUCUUUAACAAUAUCGCUGUAAUAAACUUGUUGCUAGAUAGGUAAAUUUUCAUUGUAUACCGGGUGUACCAAUCAAACUGGGAUUUUUUCUCAAUUUUCACACCCUGUGGAAUAUUCUAGCCUUUAAAAAAUAUUGAAAUUAAAAUCCAAUUAUAGCCCAGGUUUUUUUAACAUUCUGUUUUUUAUUCAUUCGCUUAUGUUGGACAAUAAAAAAGUUAGGAAUUUUAACAACCAGCCAUGUUCUUUAUCAAUACAGGGUGUUUCUAAAUAAGUGCGACAAACUUUAAGGGGUAAUUCUGCAUGAAAAAAUAAUGACCGUUUGCUUGAUAAACCUAUGUCCGCAAAUGCUUCGUUUCCGAGAUACGGGAUGUUGAAUUUUUUCUUACAAACUAACGAUUUAUUUAUUGCUCUAAAACCGGUUGAGAUAUGCAAAUGAAAUUUGGUAGGUUUUAAGAGGUAGUUAUUGCGCGUUUUUGACAUACAAUUAAAAAUUUUAUAUUCACCAUUCGGUAAUCAGCAUGCGGGUAAUAUGAUAGGGUAAUAUGACCCGUAUGCACGCCAAUGGUGAAUAUAAAAUUCUUAAUUGUAUAUAGAAAAAAUGCGCAAUAUCUACCACUUAAAAUCUACCAAAUUUCAUUUGCAUAUCUCAACCGGUUUUAGAGCAAUAAAUAAAUCGUCAGUUUGUAGGAAAAAAUUCAACAUCCCGUAUCUCGGAAACGAAGCAUUUGCGGACAUAGGUUUAUAAAGCAAAGGGUCAUUAUUUUUUCACGCAGAAUUAACCCUUAAAGUUUGUCGCACUUAUUUAGAAACAUCCUGUAUUGAUAAAGAACAUGGCUAGUUGUAAAGUCCCUAACUUUUUUAUUAUCCAACAUAAGCGAAUGAAUAAAAAAGAAUGUGUGUGUACUUUGUACGCACGUAAGAAGAUAUUCUUCUAUUAUAUAGGUAAUUUCAACGAAGUAAAUAUACUUAACAGGUUAUUUGUAUUUUAUUUAAAAAUUAAACUAACUUUCUUAUCUACCGCUUUCAAAAAAUUUUUAUUAAAACAACCAAAAAUAAAAAAAUAUGAAUCGCCCAGGAUUUGAACCCGCGUCAUUCCAAUCACGGAGCUAACGCCCUACCAACUACACCAGCGAGGUCCUUCUGAUUGACAUGUAAGUUUCGGAUAUAAUUACACAACACGGCGACCAGUAGUGCAAAAAUGUUAUGUAGUGUAAAAUAAUUAUUUUACUACAGAGAAACACAAAUCCAAAAACACAAGAAUUAUAAUAAAUAAUACAUUUACUAAAAACACUAAUAUAUUCUUUUAAUGACUUAUUUGCACGGAUA
Diabrotica virgifera virgifera (western corn rootworm) is the source of this 5893-nucleotide messenger RNA. Its product is annotated as germ cell nuclear acidic protein-like. The record is from RefSeq and is a predicted model, not a curated record. Lineage: Eukaryota; Metazoa; Arthropoda; Insecta; Coleoptera; Chrysomelidae. The transcript is spliced from 9 exons. Gene Ontology annotation, cellular component: nucleus. The coding region runs from base 342 to 3152 and encodes 936 amino acids.